AUGAAAGAAUACAAACACCCGAUAGUCUUGAUCCUUGAUCAAGUAGACUGCAUUGCUAAAAAGGACCCAAAGUUUCUUGAAAUACUUCAAGAUUUUGUGAAAGACUGUGCAGAUAAAGGCUUCCUUGUCAUUAUAUUUAUCACAAGUGAAGGCUUUAUUCCGCAAAUUAUGAAAUGUAGAGAUGCAAUGAUUCCUUUUGAAGUUGGUAAUAUCUCAGAUAAAAAAGCUGUGAAAUUUUUGCAGAAUUUUGGCAUUGAUCAAAAAAAUGCCAAAGUUUUAGUAAAAUAUCUAGCAAGUGAACGGUUUACAUUAUUGAUGGAACUCCAAGCACAAUAUCAAGUCAAUUUUAAAAUUUUAUUUGAAGAAUUCAAGAAACAGCUGUUCGCACAAAUUAAGAUAAAUUUGGGCAUGUUGGGAAUUCCUAAAAACCAUAAAUUUUUCAUAAAGCUUAUCGAAGUAGGUCAUAUUGACAUCAAGCAAGCUGAGACCAUUAUAUCACUCAACAUGAUUCAUAAACUUGUUGAGGCUAAUAUUCUCAAAGAACAUAAAGACUACACAGUGUUCUUUCAUUCACGUUAUAUUGACACUUACUUUAAAGAGGUAAUUCUUUCCAAUAUUGUAAUUUGA
Dentiscutata erythropus is the source of this 627-nucleotide messenger RNA. The record is from the annotation of a GenBank genome assembly. Lineage: Eukaryota; Fungi; Glomeromycota; Glomeromycetes; Diversisporales; Gigasporaceae.